Molecule: messenger RNA, 850 nt
Organism: Hydractinia symbiolongicarpus
Lineage: Eukaryota; Metazoa; Cnidaria; Hydrozoa; Anthoathecata; Hydractiniidae
Exons: 3
Coding region: 90-620 (176 amino acids)
Cellular component (GO): plasma membrane
Source: RefSeq, a predicted model, not a curated record
GGACAGGAUCAGGUCAUCCUCGCUUUCCUUUCCAUUGUGAACUUUGCUGUCGGUAAAGGGUAUACCAACAAAGGUUUAUUUGCUUCAGAAUGGGUGGUGAUGUUGCAGCGAUUAGGUUUUGCGCCUUCUUGUUGGGCUUACUUGGUUUGUUAUUCUUAUUGAUCGCCACUCCAACACAUCAUUGGUUUCACGACAGUUCGCCUAAAGGUCCAGGCAGCAAUGUUACGCAAGAAUCCUAUGGUGGAAUAUUUGAAACGUGCGACACUCACACCGGCUCCAGUGGAUAUUACUGCCAUGAUACUAAAGGACACGGAUACGUCAAAGCAACAAAAGCCUUCAUGGUAUUAGCGAUAAUCAUGUAUAUUCUUAUUGUUAUCUAUACAUUGGUGCUGACUUAUACAAAGGGAAUUAGUUACAAAGUUCUUAGCGUUUUAACUGUUAUUGCAGGUGUUUUCAUUUUGGUUGCAAUGUCCAUCUACACAGAUCAACACAAACCGGAAAGCGAUGACAGUGACUUUAAGUUCGGUUAUUCAUUUGCUCUUGGAUGGACAUCAGCUGUGUUCACCAUUAUUGCUGGCAUCUUAAUUUUCUUUGGAAAGCCAGAGUAUCAGAACAUCUAAAAUUGUCGUCUCUUAAUUGUUGUCGUUCUCAUUCACUUAUUUUUUGUAUAAUGGAAUUUAUGCACUGACGUUGGUAGUUUUGAAACUUGUAGUACAAUUCGCCAUAUUAGCCUUUUACUAUUUAAGGUGAAAUAUAGCAUGUGAACUUCUUAUUUUUUUAAAGGAAACUAACUUUUUUGAUAUAUUUUGUAGGAAUAUUUUUAAGUUUCAGUAAAUCGACAUUCGGGAAA